This is a messenger RNA of Ictalurus punctatus (channel catfish), 3501 nucleotides long. RefSeq names its product oocyte zinc finger protein XlCOF8.4. The coding region runs from base 291 to 2264 and encodes 657 amino acids. Gene Ontology annotation, biological process: regulation of transcription by RNA polymerase II. Gene Ontology annotation, molecular function: RNA polymerase II cis-regulatory region sequence-specific DNA binding; DNA-binding transcription factor activity. NCBI's taxonomy places the organism in Eukaryota, Metazoa, Chordata, Actinopteri, Siluriformes, Ictaluridae. The record is from RefSeq and is a predicted model, not a curated record. The transcript has 3 exons.
AAUGUAUAUAGUAUGCACUAUGUAAGGCAAUAACACUAAUCAUGGCUUCGUUAUGUAUUUAGCAGGAAUAUCAAUUUUGGUUUUAUCUACACAGAUCUGGCAACCACGCCUUACUGUCUCUUCUUCCGUUGUGUGGUUGUCCUGGCAUAAAACAACGCAAUCCUUGUCUUUUGGCAAAGUGUGUAGUAAUAAAAACCCCGCUUUUCCAUUCCUGCUGAACUGACACGCUGAAUAUUAGAGGUGACGGAAACUUCUCGGUUUGGAAUCGGUUGUGUAUUUAUGUAAAUGAGAUGGACAACAUGUCCAGCGGUGUCGCUCUUCAAAAGCAAAUAGCAACGAUCAUGGACGAGCUCGCUAAAGCCGCGGUGGCUGAAAUAAGCAAAGUGGUGGACGAUGGCGUCGUUAUGUUACGGCUGGAGAUCUGCGAGCGCGAGCACGAGAUCGACUCGUUAAAGCGGAAUCUGCAGAUGGUGUCCGAGGAGCUGCGCGAGACGCGGCGCGCGCUCGUCCGCCAGUGUGUGAGCGCCGCGCGCCCCAGACCGCCGCUCAAAGGUGCCAAAGAAAAUGAUCAAAGAGACGAAGAAAGGGAGCCUGAGAUUGAGGACUCAGACAGGCCAAGUGACGACGCAUCAGCAUCCAGAGUGGUUGUAAAGCUUGAAAGCAUGGAUGACGAGCAGGCGGUAGAAGAUGGAAACCAGUGCACGAGAACAGAACCUGACUUACACUCCGGGUCUGCUGAUGAUGACCAACUGGCCCAGGUGUGGUCAUCAGAGAACAACACGGAGAUGCAUGACCCUCAUUUCUAUUCCAAACACGAUCAAUCUCAGCACGAGUCGGAACAUUGCUCUAAGGUCGAGCAGAAUUACGACUCGCUCGGGAGCAGAGUGGAGACACAGGGCCUGAGUGGAGAAGAGGAGCUGUCGGCGGAUAGCCUGCAUGCAGUUACAGAUGACUUGCUGAGAGCGCAGCCACGUUCUCACACGCACAACGCGCUUGUGCACCCACCUCCCGAUUGUCAAGGUGAUUUCGGUACAUUUGCACUGAGCAUAGCUUCCAGAGGGAGACCAACGGUUGGGGCAGCCUCGCAGAAGAGAAGAUUCGCCUGUGCCUUUUGCAGCAAGAGCUUCGAUCGACUCAGUCAUCUUGAUAGACAUCAGCGCAUACACACAGGAGAAAAACCCUUCAGCUGCAUGUUAUGUGGCCGGUGCUUCACCCAGAAAAGCAGCUUAAAAAGUCACCUGAAGACCCACCGAGGAUUCACUGGCGAUUUAGACGCAGCAUCUUUGUUGCCGAGUGAAAACAAUCUCUUCACUGAUGAGUGGAAUAUGGCAACUCACUGUGAAGAGCAGAUCGCACACAACUUUGACCAAAACACUGAAGAACCGAAUUCACACUCGUCCUACCUGAGCCAAGAUGGAGCUCACUUCAUAAACACAGAUGAAGAAAGCAUGCACCAAGCGUACGAAGAUCAAAAGAUUAGAAACUUGCCUGCAGGAAAAAACAACAAGCCAGCUGAUCUACCUGACCUAUAUGAGAAGAAUGGGCAGGAAGAGGAGGAUGACGAAGAUCAGGUGUUAUCCGAUUGUCGGCUGGACGAGCCUAGGCACUCUGGAUCUGAGAGUGCCCUGGAUGAGGAGGAUGCUCAGGCACACUCCUUGAACGCAGCAAGCCUCGGGAAAGACUCGAUGGAGUCUGACUGCGUUAGCAUAACCGAGCAAACCUCAGCUCAAAACCAACGCCGGUUAGAAUCUACCUCGACAGUCCUACACACUUGGGGGGUCUCCGAGGCCAAAAGUGUUGCUGUGAACCAAAUUCAUGUGAAAGAGGAGGAAGAGUAUGCUUCCCGCUUGGAUGAAGAAGAGUCCAAACCGAAUCCAGAGGCUUCCUAUGACCCGAACACAGCAUCACCUUUAGAUCAGAACUUGACCGCAGAUGCUCUCAGGACCACAGAGACUGCAGCGGUGCCUGAUUUUCCAUAUGACACAUUACCUCGGAGGCGGCAUAUUUUGAACGGACGUGAGAGGCGCUUCCUGUGCGUUCUCUGUGGUAAGAGUUUCGACCGUCUGAGCCACCUGGACCGGCAUCAGCGUGUGCAUACCGGAGAGAAGCCCUACAGCUGUGGGACAUGUGGCAGGAGUUUCACUCAGAAAAGCAGCCUGAAGGGUCAUAUGCGAACUCACACCGGCGAACGCGGCUUCAGCUGCUCGCUGUGUGGCAUGAGCUUCCCCACACGAGCCAGUCGCUACCGGCACCACUGUAACUAACCAUGACCUGUGUCUUACAGCUAAUCUCGAAGUUCCGGCUGUAUGAACUAAACAGUGCAGACUUUGCUGGAAAAAUGCUCUUAGGAAGAAUCUUAUAACUCAUUAGCUUUGUACGUAUUUAUGCACAUUGAUACAGCUGUUUUCCUCUGUAAUAGACCACAUUUACUGUAAAAUAAAUUACAUUUCAGAUAUUAAUCAUGUGCAAACCAACAACCUGCAUUGAAGGGUUACACAAAGUAUUUCUAUUUUUUGGGAAACGCUACAUCACGGACAAUUUUGAAAGUUUACAACCAUUUUAAAAUGACACAUUUUAAUGAUGACUUUACCACAAGGACCAAUUUUAAAUGAUUUUGUGUUUACUGUUAAUGUGAAAGCCUGGUGAUGCGAUACAUAUCCAAAAAGAAUGUGCUGCUCUCUGAUGCCAAUGAGAUCCCUGGAGUUGUUACACUGAUGUAAAAAUCAUGAUUACAGACAACAGUGUCAGAACUGCAAAACAUAUAAUUAUGGACACAGACUUGCCUUAACCAAGCAUAAGCUCAACGUGCCCUGACUAGCCCUGGAGAAACACUUUUCUCGCCAUAUUUCUUGGCAUAAAAUAUGAGAAAUACACUCAAUCAGGCAACAUGAAGAGGAAGUGUAUGCAGUGGGAUUUUUGCUGUGUAAGCUGUAUCAAAUCAAAUGUCCAUUUAUCAUUCGUUUAUAGGCAGAGAUCAUUUUCUGUGGCUGUUAGAAGCCAAGGUGGAGGUCAGUGUUUUCAGGGCUUAUUCCCCAGAUAAAACUGGGAUGGCAUGAAACAUCCAUUGGUUUUGAUCUUGGUAUAUUAUUUUUUUGUGCUUUGUCUUUAUAUAAACCAUAAUAAUUAUGAACAUAUAUCUAUUUAUCAUAGAUUGGGCUGCAGAAUAUGUACUGUCAAUUUUCACUAAACAUGUUGUCAGGUCUUAGCAGCCAAACCCGUUUAACGUCUUCAUUUUUGGUGGGAAUUUAGUGUAGAGAGAGAUUUCGUCCAUUAGGAAUAGGAUUUCUAGCUAAUUGUCAGGAUUGGACAGGAAUACAGUAUAUGUCAUUUUGGUGCUGUAAUCACAUGUUUCAUGGUGUGUAUUUUUCAUUACUGGAAAGCUGGAAACAUGCUAUGAGCCAUCAGAAAACUGAGAACAAGACUGGUCAUUGUUGUAAUAGUUUCUCUGCAGAUUCUAUUAAAUCAUGAAUUGCUAAUGUAUAACAGUUUGUUUUAUUUUGC